Messenger RNA from Rhizopus microsporus ATCC 52813, 1299 nucleotides. RefSeq lists its product as uncharacterized. Gene Ontology annotation, biological process: ribosomal large subunit biogenesis; ribosomal small subunit biogenesis. Bases 38 to 1240 code for a protein of 400 amino acids. Gene Ontology annotation, molecular function: DNA binding; RNA binding. Gene Ontology annotation, cellular component: nucleolus. NCBI's taxonomy places the organism in Eukaryota, Fungi, Mucoromycota, Mucoromycetes, Mucorales, Rhizopodaceae. The record is from RefSeq and is a predicted model, not a curated record. The transcript is spliced from 3 exons.
CUUUUUUUCUGUCCUUUUCAUAAUUAAACUAGAAGUCAUGGUUCAAAAUCACUUGAUUGAUUCUUUAUCGGAGCGUUUAGCUAAAGAUGUACACAUAUUUGAUAACUUACUAAAGCUUAUACCCGCCAAAUUCUACGUCAUGGAUAAAAAUGAUCAUAUUGAUUCAAAAUUCCAACACAACAAACGUAAAAAGGCACCUAAGCAAGCUAUUAAAGAAGCAACCAAAAAAGCAAAAAAAGCAAAGCUUGAUCCUGACAACGUAAAGACGGUGAUGGACGUACAAGAUGAAAAGGCCAAACAACUAAAAGAAGAAGAAGAAGCAAAGAAAGAGGAAGAAGAAGAAGAGGAAGAAAUGUCUAUGGAAGUUGAUUCAAGUGGAUUCAGCGGUCUUGAUGAUAGUGAAUCAAUAGCAACUGAAUCUACUUCAACAAGUACACAAGAGCCAGCUCAACUUAAACCAAUGGAAAAAAGUGACAUCGAACAACUCCGUCAUCGCCUUCAUGAACGAAUCAAUCAACUACGCCAGAAACGUAAUGCUCCAGGAGCCAAUUCAGCUAAACCUAAAAGUCGUGAUGAAAUUCUGUCUGCUAGAAAUAAAAAGAAGGAAGAUAGAAAGAAGGCCAUCAAGGCACAGAAAGAAAAGGGCAAUAAUGUGCCAACGGAAGAACUUGUGCAAGUCGAUAAGAAGACAAACAAUACAACGCCCAAUGGCAAUCAACGUUCUGCAGAUUCUAUUAAAACAGAUGCUGAUGUAUUCUUUGGCAAGUUAAAUGUUGGCAAAGAACAAAAGAAGAAGAAGGGACCUACUGAUGCCAAGACACAACUGAAAUUAGCAGAAGCAAAGAAGGAGAAACUUGAAAAGUUGAAGCAAGAAGAUAAAUCAAAGGCUGAAGAAAUGAUGGAAAAAGAAGAAUGGAAUAAAGUGCUCGCAUUAGCAACAGGCGAAAAAGUGAAGGAUGAUCCUAAAUUAUUGAAAAAGACAGUAAAGAGACAAGAGAAACAAAAGCAAAAGAGUGCACAAGAAUGGAAGAAACGUUUAGAAAAACAAAAGAAGGAUCAGAUGCAUUCGAUCAAAAAGAGAGAAGAAAACAUUAAAGCCAAGAUAGAAGAAAAGAAAAACAAGAAGAAGGGUAUUAAACCUAAAGGAAACAAGAAGAAGGCACGUCCUGGCUUUGAAGGAGGUAAACGUAGUAAAGGUGGAAAAGUAACAAAACCAAAUCCUCCUAAACUUAAGAAAUAAUAAAUUCAUAUAUAAACUUUUAAAUAAAACAUUCUCUCUCUCUCUUUGUAAGACUGGGG